UUUCUGGCGUGAGCGUGGGAGCAGGGAGUUGGCGCAGGCGCGCAGAGGAAAGGACAGCUUCUUCCCUGCACCUUGGCGGUUCUGCCUUUCCCACCCUCCUGGGGAGGGAGCCACCGAGGCUGGAUCCUGAGUCCGCUGCGGGGGCGGGGAAGCUUUCCUCCUCUUCUGGGUAUCUCCCCAUCCUUUAAAGACAAACCCAAAUGUCGGUUCCUCCAUGAUGCCCUCCCCUAUUCCCCUCCAGCCAGAAGCCCCCUUUUGCCCCUCCCUCGUAACAUGGAUCAUUUAAUUUUGUGCAUUAAAAUGACAUGCAUUUGAGCCUCAUUCCCCAACUAAACAACGUCAUCGUCCUCCAUCUCCUCCUCCUCCCCCUCGGCUGCCCAUUCCAGACAGCGUCCUCAACAUGUUCCCAGAUCCAGAAGAUGGGAUUGUGGAUGACACUGAAAAACAUGGUGGCAGAAUACGAAGCUUCCCCCAUGAAAGGGGCAUUUGGGCCACCCACGUCUGGGUGCCCUAUGAAGCAAAGGAAGAUUUUUUUGACCUGCUUGACCUUCUCAUGACCCAGGCCCGGAGGGUCCUGCCCAGGCUGGUAAAGAUGGAGGAGUUCCACGUCAGUCUGUCACAGAGUGUGGUCCUGCGAUACCACUGGAUCACCCCCUUUGUGCAGUCCCUGAAGAGCCGUGUGGCCUCCUUCCACAGGUUCUUGUUCACAGCCAACCAGGUGAAGGUUUACACAAAUCAAGAGAAGACGAGGACCUUCAUUGGGUUAGAGGUCACUGCAGGGCAUGCUCAGUUCCUAGACUUGGUCUCAGAGGUGGACAGAGUGAUGGAGGAAUUCGACCUGGCAACUUUCUACAAGGAGCCUUCCUUCCACAUCAGCCUGGCCUGGUGUGUUGGAGAUGUGCAAUCUGAGCUAAAGGAGCAGGCAAUCCAGCAGCUGCAGGAAAUCGUGGACAGCUUUGAAGACUCUGCUCCACUGCUCCGUGUGCAGGCUGAACAGGUCCGCUGCAAGUCUGGGAAUAAAUUCUUCUCUUUCCUGUUAAAAUGAGAGUGAGCGAGCGAGGGACGGGCCCUUGGUCCAGCAGCCUCCUGCCUGCGGCUGGCCAGGGGACAGGCCUUCGUCUGUUGGAGGAUGAGGGAAUUCUGGGACAGUCGUGCCCCUGGCUGUGUGGUUCCCAGCCCAUUCCAAGCAGGGUGCACCUGUCCACCGAACACCAUGCGUGCCUAGCCAGAGAGCCCCAGUUACGGCGGUCUGAGGCACUGUCUGCCCAGGUCCUGGGUUUUUGGGUGCAGGGCGGCCAUUUCCACGAGCUAACCAGCAGAGGGCGGGGCAGACUAAUUCCUGCCCUGGGCCUCCAGUCCCAGGGCAGGAAUCUUUGGGGUCACUUAGUGAGCCCUUCACUUUCAGCUGCUUCAUUCCCUUCAGCUGCUUGCGUUUUUGUGCCCAUGGCCUCAGACCAAAAUGUUAAGAAUUAUUGUUUCCACAUCUCCCUCCGAUCCUGCCCUGGCUGGCCAGGUGUCUUCAGGAGGCCACGUCCCUGCCCUUUUCUUCUCAGGAACUUCUCAGUUCUCACCCUAAGUCCUACCCAGGCCUAGCUCUGCACCAGGGUCCUCCAGCACAUCCCCCGCACCCUCUCCCAUGAGCCCCGCCAGGUGCCAGGGGAAAACUUGACCAGAUGCUUCUUCUGGGCUUGGCUGUCUGGGAAGAGCUGUCUAGAUUUCCAAACUCCCCGGCCUCUGGCUUCCCACAUUAAUUUUCCCAAAAAAUCGGAAACAAAGCUUUCCCAUGGAGUCCCUUCUCCUGAAUGCUCCCUUACUAUCUCAGGCUCUGUCUACGUUUGCCCCUUUCUGCCUGAUGAGCAACAGGAAAACAUUCAGGGCCAGUUGGGGAAAAAAAAUCCUUUUUUUUCCUCCAGGCCCUUGCUGCAAUUUAAAAAAAAAAAAGUGAAUUGUCCUGAGCAAAUCCAGCUGCCACCUGGAUUUCUGGUACUGGAUGAUGGGACUAUAUAUGGAUAUUUAAAUUCUGUUAAAUGAAAUAAAUGUUUCUAUUUCAGCUU
Molecule: messenger RNA, 2054 nt
Organism: Vombatus ursinus (common wombat)
Lineage: Eukaryota; Metazoa; Chordata; Mammalia; Diprotodontia; Vombatidae
Gene: USB1
Product: U6 snRNA biogenesis phosphodiesterase 1
Exons: 7
Coding region: 401-1045 (214 amino acids)
Biological process (GO): U6 snRNA 3'-end processing
Cellular component (GO): nucleus
Molecular function (GO): 3'-5'-RNA exonuclease activity
Source: RefSeq, a predicted model, not a curated record